Molecule: messenger RNA, 1464 nt
Organism: Capsella rubella
Lineage: Eukaryota; Viridiplantae; Streptophyta; Magnoliopsida; Brassicales; Brassicaceae
Product: mitoferrin
Exons: 2
Coding region: 206-1207 (333 amino acids)
Biological process (GO): iron import into the mitochondrion
Cellular component (GO): mitochondrial membrane
Molecular function (GO): ferrous iron transmembrane transporter activity
Source: RefSeq, a predicted model, not a curated record
AAGCCCACAAGACAAGACAGAGGCUUUCUCCUUAUCUAUGUCUUAAGUUUAACCGCCGCCUCCUCCUCUCUCUGGUCGGAGAAAUCUCCAGAUUUGGUAUUUCUCCAACCUUCUCGGAACCCUAAUUUAAACAACCUCUUACCUUCUUCAGAUUCAUCUUCUAUCUCACCUAAAGCUCAAACCUUUUUUCUCAAAAUCCUAAAACAUGGCGACAGAAGCCACAACUGCAUCCAAAUUCCCAGAAUCCGAUCUUCUUCCAAUCCCACAACCACCGGAUUUUCAUCCAGCAAUCGUCGUUCCAGCUCAAAACACCACUCUUCGAUUCUGGCAGCUCAUGGUCGCCGGUUCAAUCGCUGGCUCAGUCGAACACAUGGCUAUGUUUCCAGUAGAUACAGUCAAAACCCAUAUGCAAGCUCUCCGUUCAUGUCCGAUUAAACCAAUCGGAAUACGUCAAGCUUUCCGUUCAAUUAUCAAAACCGAUGGACCAUCGGCUUUAUACAGAGGUAUUUGGGCAAUGGGGCUUGGUGCUGGACCAGCUCACGCUGUUUAUUUCUCAUUCUAUGAAGUCUCUAAGAAGUUUUUAUCUGGUGGCAACCCGAAUAACUCGGCUGCACACGCGAUUUCGGGUGUUUUCGCUACUAUAUCGAGUGAUGCUGUGUUUACUCCAAUGGAUAUGGUUAAGCAGAGGUUGCAGAUUGGGAAUGGGACUUAUAAAGGAGUUUGGGAUUGUAUUAAGAGAGUAACGCGUGAGGAAGGUUUUGGUGCCUUUUACGCUUCGUAUAGAACUACGGUGUUGAUGAAUGCUCCGUUCACCGCUGUUCAUUUUACGACUUAUGAGGCGGUUAAGAGGGGGUUGAGGGAGAUGUUGCCUGAGCACGCUGGUGGAGAAGAGGAUGAGGAAGGUUGGUUGAUUUAUGCUACUGCUGGAGCUGCUGCUGGUGGGUUGGCUGCUGCUGUAACUACUCCGCUUGAUGUUGUUAAGACGCAAUUGCAAUGUCAGGGUGUGUGUGGCUGUGACCGUUUCAAGAGCAGUUCAAUAAGCGAUGUGUUCCGAACAAUUGUGAAGAAAGACGGCUAUAAGGGACUAGCCAGAGGUUGGCUACCAAGAAUGUUAUUCCAUGCUCCAGCAGCUGCCAUCUGCUGGUCCACUUAUGAAACAGUCAAAUCAUUCUUUCAAGAUCUGAAUGGCGAAUCAAACACAGCUUGAAAAAGACACAAACAUGUGUUCGGCUUAUUUGCUUGCCUGAUUCAGGUGAUUGAUUCUUCAUAGAGCUACUGGUUUGUUAGUGUUAACACUAGCUCUUAGAGAGAUCUCUGUUUGUAUAAUGAUUCGUUUUCACGUAAUAAUGUUGUCAGAUUAGAGUUACAACCACAAGGCCUUUUUCUGAUUUGCAUUGACAGAGAAAUUUUGUAGUUUUGUUUGUUUUUAUGAGAAAAUACUAUAAAGAGAUAGAUGAGCUUAAA